UGCGUGAAACGUCAUGCGCGAGUCACGAGGAAAGGAACCAGGAAGCGGUAGGAAUGAGUGCUGUGUACGGUGGCGUGGAAGGGGGUGGAACUCACUCCAGAGCGGUGCUGCUGUCUGCUGCAGGGGAGAUCCUCGCCGAGACAGAUGGACCCAGCACCAAUCACUGGUUGGUUGGUGUUGAUAAGUGUAUCGAGGGGAUUAACGAUAUGGUCCAGAGGGCAAAGAUCAGCGCAGGGCUGGAUCCCGACACACCUAUUCAAUCUCUGGGUAUGUCGCUGAGUGGAGGAGAGCAGAAGCAUGCCAUUCAGAAACUAAUUGACGAGAUGAGGGAAAAAUUUUCUAAUCUAAGCCAGAGUUAUUACAUCACCACAGAUGCCAUCGGUGCCAUGGCGACAGCAAGUGACUACGGUGGUAUAGUACUGAUAUCAGGAACUGGGUCAAACUGUAAGCUGGUAAAUCCUGAUGGCAGUCAGGUGGGCUGUGGAGGAUGGGGUCAUAUGAUGGGGGAUGAAGGCUCCGCAUUUUGGAUUUCCCAUCUUGCCGUAAAAACUGUAUUUGAUUCCAAAGAUAACUUGGUGACACCUCUACAUGAUAUCACUUAUGUUAAAAAAGCCAUGGAGGACUACUUCAAGGUGUCGGAUCUGAUGGGCAUGCUCCCACACCUGUACAGAAACUUCCAGAAAUCAUAUUUUGCAGGCUUUUGUAGAAAGCUGGCUGAAGGUGCUAACGCAGGUGAUGCUCUAUGUCGAUACGUGUUUGCACAGGCCGGUAAAGUUCUAGCACGGCACAUUGUAGCAGUGCUGCCCAAAGUGCACCAGGAGCUGUUCUUGGGUGACCUUGGCCUGCCUAUUCUGUGUGUAGGCUCUGUGUGGUUAAGCUGGGAGCUGUUGAAGGAUGGUUUCACUCAGGUCCUCUCACAGGCCAAAAUGUCUGAUUACAGCCAUUUUCAAAAAUACAGCCUUCUCACUCUGCGCCAGUCAAGUGCUGUAGGUGGGGCCAAGCUGGGAGCCCAGAAUGCAGGUGCCACCUUACCCCUGGACUACUCCACUAGUGCCACCGUGUUCUUCAGCCACUCGUUCACUGAGCAGUGAUCAACAAUACUGAAGACCAAUCAAGCUGGAAACUCUGCUUCCUGUUGUUGAUUAUAAUUGUACUGAACUUCAGAUAUGUAUUUCAAGAGAUCUAUAUACCUCUGUAUAAUGUCAUCCAGUUUACAGCGGCUUUUCAGCCACAAUAUAGUCACUGAUCAAUUGAACAGAGAAAGUGACGUUACUGGGAGCGAGAGUUUAUUGUACUUUUUGUUGCAAUUAGGGUCUUGAAAUAUAAUUACUUUUUUUUUUUUAUUCCGCUUAAUGUUCUUAAAUGUAUCUCUGCACUAAUUGUUCAGUAAUGUAAAAUAGUACAAAGGGUGUUCAAGUUAAACUGGGAUUUUUGAUUGCACAGAACACCGUUAGGAGAGUAGAAACUCCCUUUAUUUCUCUAUAUAAUCCCCUGCUAUACUAAUGCACUUGCCAGCUUCAUGAAUGAUUGUGUACAUUUCCCACAGACAGAUGUGUCUCUUCCAAGGACUGCAGUAGUCUCCGAGUCACAUCGACCAGGUUUAUCAUUCAUAGACUCAAGGCCUUCUCUAAAACGUUUUCACCUGUCAAACAUCAGCCACAUCAGCGUACUGUCUUCUGUAAAUGUCAAGCAGUUUUACACCUUCAUUCACAAGAAACUAAGUCCCAGUUUAACUUGAAUGCCCUUCAUAAUUUUUCACAUUUUA
Clarias gariepinus (North African catfish) is the source of this 1765-nucleotide messenger RNA. It is a transcript of the gene nagk, whose product is annotated as N-acetylglucosamine kinase. The transcript is spliced from 10 exons. The record is from RefSeq and is a predicted model, not a curated record. The coding region runs from base 54 to 1091 and encodes 345 amino acids. Lineage: Eukaryota; Metazoa; Chordata; Actinopteri; Siluriformes; Clariidae. Gene Ontology annotation, molecular function: N-acetylglucosamine kinase activity.